Messenger RNA from Salvia hispanica, 643 nucleotides. The record is from RefSeq and is a predicted model, not a curated record. Lineage: Eukaryota; Viridiplantae; Streptophyta; Magnoliopsida; Lamiales; Lamiaceae.
AGGCAACGGACAUCAUACGUCGCGGGUGAGAAAGUUUCGGCUAGUGAGAUUCUGGUCAAUCCAAUAAGACAUACACCGCAAAAUGCCUCGUCCACACGCACAUGGCGCCCGCCACCGUCACGCACCGAGGCAGCAGUGCGCAUUGCUGAGUUUGAGGAUUCCGGAUUUAUUUGUGGGGCUGCUCUCUUUGGCAAUUGGGAGUCGGAGCAAGGCCUCAAUGUGGGCAAUGGAGCAGAGUUCUAGUACAGAGGAGCUCACUAUCUCGAGUGCCUUCUCGUUCCACACAGAUGUGAUGCCACCUACGGUGGAUGUGAGCCGGGUUGGUGUAGAGGUUGCUAGGCCAUUUACCCUUAUUGAAAGGAUUGUGCAAAUCUAUAGUGCUACUGCCAGAAAUUGGGAGAAAACACCUAUUGAAAAUGCUGUCAAUGUAGUAUUUGCUUACGCCAAGUUGAUAGAAGAAUACAAUAAUGUUAGCAAUGAUCAUUCUAAAUCCACAGCUACAGCCAACCGAGUAGGCACUGCCUUAGUUCUACUCCAGUUACACUUUCUCGUCGCAGCUUUCCCUACUGGCCACUGCUAUUAUGAUUUCCAUUUUCACUUUGAGGACGAGCCGCCUCUAUUCUUCUUUCAUGACCCACCUUGA